CAUUCGUAUGCGUCUCGAUGUAUCUAUACUUGACGCACAGGGCGAUAUAGAGAUCGAUCAGUCAAUCAGCAACAAAGUGAAUGCCGUACAGCGGAGUGUGGCUCAGUGCCUCAAUUCAAACGGAGGAUCGGCGAAUUUUAAUGAGAUUGUGGAACAUGUGUCCAAGCGAUGGCAAACGCUGAGAAAGAGAGACGGCCUGCCCUACCACACCCGCAUUAAGUGAGUGCUCUGUGGGGCAGAGACGCAAAUGGUUUGUUGGUGCAGUGCUAGUGCUGCAUACAGGUCAACUUCUUUUGAGACAAUUCAGAGACAUGUGCGAGUGAGUUGUGCCUCUGAUUCAGGCAAAGUGGGUGUACGGCCUUCCUGGCGCUUGCUAUAUAUAUGUCAUUCUUGUUGUUCGAUUGGCGCGUGCGGCGGUGCGUUAAUGGCCCCUACGUUUGCUCGUGCUAGUUAACGGGGACUCGUGAUGACAGGCGGAUGCCAUUGGAAAACAGUGCUCAGACUUGUCACAGUCGGAUGCGCACGCCAUGGAGCACUGCGUGUUGAGCAUCAAGACAUAUGUGUUAGGCUCAUACCGUUGGCUAUACUCAUCACCAACCACAAUAGCUCUCGUCGGUCGCUGUGCACUCUGAUACACACCACACAAGCAUUUUGACAGCCCACACCCAUUCGGUGGACACUCGCGCAGGGAAACUUUAGUGUACUUUACAUACGUGUGAUGGAGAACUUUAAAAACCCAGUUUAUUAGCCUAGCUUUAGCGCUAACGGUGAUACUGUGAGAAUGCGAUGUUUGUUGGGCUGGUUAGUGGCUGACGAGUUUGCCACGACUUCUGUAGGAUUGUACAUCAAUAACGGGGUAUCAGAAUUCGACGGCGACUUUUACACGUUCUCCUCAUAUUGAUAGGCGUAACUUUGCUGGACACGUUCAGUCUUGCACGUGUGUCAUAAGUUUGUUUGGCAGAUAUAUGCGCAGCUAAUAUGCGCCAGGGGUUUGAUAGUGACAACCCUGGGUAUUCAACACUGAUUAAAGAUAUCGAUUGC
This is a messenger RNA of Sphaeroforma arctica JP610, 1041 nucleotides long. RefSeq lists its product as hypothetical. Lineage: Eukaryota; Ichthyosporea; Ichthyophonida. The record is from RefSeq and is a predicted model, not a curated record. The coding region runs from base 8 to 223 and encodes 71 amino acids. The transcript has 2 exons.